This is a messenger RNA of Parasteatoda tepidariorum (common house spider), 3027 nucleotides long. It is a transcript of the gene Ccm3, whose product is annotated as programmed cell death protein 10 Ccm3. Gene Ontology annotation, biological process: regulation of Golgi organization; positive regulation of MAP kinase activity. Gene Ontology annotation, cellular component: FAR/SIP/STRIPAK complex. Gene Ontology annotation, molecular function: protein kinase binding. Lineage: Eukaryota; Metazoa; Arthropoda; Arachnida; Araneae; Theridiidae. The record is from RefSeq and is a predicted model, not a curated record.
GUAGCGCCAUCUGUGUGUAGUUUCUUUCUGGAAUUUUUACUUUAAACUGUGAAAGUUUAUGCAACAAAUUUUAAUUUAAUCUUUGUUAUGAUUGAUGUAGGAAAACGAAAACAAAUACUUGAGUCUAUGUAUACGUGACAUAUUUAUGACCAUAUUGUUUUAAGCUAAUUACUUCUUGCAUCCUUUUUUAUGUUUAUUUUAUAAUUUUGAACUAAUAUACUGAAUAUCUCCAAAAAGCAUGAAAAUGGGAGAAGAUACUCCUGUUUCAGCCCUUGUGCUGCCUAUACUCGUUGGGCCUAUAUUAGAGAAGCUUGAGAGAAAAGAUAUUUCUGCUGCACAGACUUUAAAAGCUGCUGUUUCAAAGGUAGAAAAUGUUCAUCCUGGAUUUUUAUAUGAUUUAGUCAUGGGUUUAGUGAAACAAGCUGAUCUUUCCGUUAAUAUGGCAGAAAGUCUUCUAAAACUUCAAGGUUCGGUUCCUGAUUGUGAAGAUUAUAAAUCAACUCGCCAUGAAGAUGCAUUUCAAGAGCUGAAUAAAAAAUCUUCUUCUUUGAAAAGAAUAUUAAGUCGCAUACCAGAUGAAAUUAAUGAUCGAAAGACAUUUUUAGAAACAAUAAAAGAAAUUGCAAGUGCCAUAAAAAAACUACUUGAUGCUGUUAAUGAAGUUUCGGGAUAUAUUCCAUCACAGACUGGAAAACAAGCUUUGGAUCAGAGGAAGAGAGAAUUUGUCAAAUAUUCAAAACGCUUCAGUAAUACAUUGAAAGAUUUCUUUAGAGAAGGACAAUCACAGGCUGUUUUUCUCAGUGCCAUUUGUUUAAUUCAUCAAACCAACCUGAUCAUGAUCACUGUCAAGCAUAAGUGUGAUUGACUUUCAUUGUGCUAGCUUUAAUUCUUCCUUCAUUAAGUAUAUUUAGAAAGUUUUUCAUUUUAUCUCACACUUAUUUGUGAGGCUCUCAUUUGUAUAAAGGAAUAUUUUAAAUCUUUUAUGGAUACUAGUUUCUUAAUUUUUCUUACCUAUGACUGGUUAAAUAAUAUAUAGGUAAAAGAUUUAACUAUUAUUAUAAUGUUAUACAAGUCAGAAUGUUUGGUGUAAUAUAAGUCUCUGUUGUUUCAUUAUAAAAUAUUUAUAGAGUUCUGUUACUUUUAUUGGUGCUUUGAAAAGCCCCUGUGUAUAACAUUUUAUUUGUAAAAACUAACGUUAAAAUAAUUAUAUUUUGAUUUUUGAAAACAAUGUAUAACAAUUAACGUCCAAGGUUUCUGUAAAGGUUUUUCUAUCAAUUAUUAAAAUUUCUUGUGCCAUAAAGAUAAAACAAGUGUUUAUUGCUCUCCAUACUAAUUAUAAAAUGUUUUAAAUCAAUUUCUAAUUUUUAGUGUAGUUUUGUCCAAUAGAUUAAUAAUGCAUGGAAAACUUUUUUUUAAACGAGUUUACAUAAAAUUAUAAAUCUGAAUAAUGAUUUAUAUUUUAUUAUCGUAUAUAAUGUUAAUAAAGUUAGCAAUAGAUAAUAAAAAUAGUUUUAUUGGUAGAGAAACAGGUGGUUUUUAUUCCUUAUAAUAAAAACUUUAGUUUAAUUUAAUAUUCUCUUAUGGUUCUAAAUCUUAUUAUUUUGAUUUGCUUUUUAACCUCUAUUUAUUAGGAUUGCAACAUAACAUUAAAAUUUUGGCCAGAUUUAUAAGAAGUAUGUUUUAAGCAAAUAAAAAACAUUAGCUGGAAAAGGUUUUACACUCAUAAAUUAGAUCAAAGAGAAAAUCUAAAAAUGCUUGAUAAAAAAAUAUUGUUUUUGCGUCUUUAACAGAACUGCGUAAGUUUUGUGAGAUGCUGCUAGAAUCUUGACUAUAUCAUACUAAUAAAAUAGCUUAUACAGCGAUUUCCUAAUAUUUUCUAUUGGUGACUUUUUUUUUAAUUUUUUAGUUGAUUGUUCAAUGCAUUCUAAAUUAGUUCUAGUAAGAACAAUUUGCAAGUUAGUUACAAAUGUUUUUCCUUUAAAUGUUUUUGCAUGCCCUGUUGGGGUAGUUAGGGCAAACUUGGGACCAUUGACUUAACAUAUUCUUCCAGAACAUAUUGCAUAAUUGGUUAAAAGGUGAUCUUUUCUCUCAAUGUUAUUAAAGGCACCAAAAAUGUUUCUCUUGCCCAAGAAUUUGUUUUUUAUUUUAGGGAGAGUGGAAAUUUUAAACUUCUAAUCAAGCUGAAAUGUACCUUUGUGUUAAAAUUUUCAUAUGCAUUAGAAUUAUUUUUUGACAUUCGUUAUACAUGAUUAACAUCAAGAGCAGUAUCUUUUUCUGCUGAUAUUAAGAGCGGAAAUGGGUAUCCAUCUUGUCUACUAAAUUAUAAUCAUUAAUGUAUUUAUUUUUGGCAGAAUUUUUUUUAAAAUGAUUUCUUAAGAAAAAUACUAAUUUACAUUAAGCUAUAACUAAUUUUGUAAUUAGUUUCUUCCUAAUUUUUAAAUUUAUGAUGAUUAAAUAAACUAUGACAUAUAAUUUUCAUUGUAUUAUUUUAAAAUGGUAUCUCUAAAGUAAUGAUAGAGAAAACUGGUUGAUUCAAACUAUUUUUUUGAAAAAAUAUUUUGUUUAUUAUUCACUGUGAUGAAUUUUUAUUUUACCUAACAUAUUGAAUGUAUCCAAAUCAUUAAAACUUCAUCACUUAAUAUUGUUUAAUUUAACAUAUGUCAGUAUGUUCCAAAUAAAAUGUUUAUGCAUAGACAUUUGUACAAAUUAUAUAUAUAAUUUUUUAUUUAACUGAUACUGGUUUGAUGGUAAAUACUUUGGCAAUUUCUUUUUUAUAGUAAACUGUUGUGUAUUUACUAUAUCAAAAAUAUAUUAACAAAUUUUGAAUUAUUUGAAAAUGUCUAUUGCUGUCCAUUUAAAUAAAUUAUUUAAAGGUAUAUAUUAAGUUUUGCAUCUUUGUAUAUAAAGAAGCUAAAGCAUAUUUUGUUAUUUGAUUCCAGUAUUUGCUAAAGUAUGUACAAGGUGCUGGAUAUUUUACUGUAAUGUGUUUUAUGGGAUUACCUGUGAUAAUAAAUCAUAAUUUUAGAA